AAGUGAGAAGUGGGAAGUACGGAAAACCCAUGUAAGAGAGAAAAAAAAAGGGCGAAGGGGGUGGAAAUAGUGGAAGGAACCCCUGGGAGAGAGGGAGGGCAAGUCACGUCGAGGAGGGGCCACCACGUGAACCGCCCGCAUUCAUUCACUCAUUCAUCUAGCAGCCCCUCCCCCUCUCUCUCUCUCUCUCUCUCUACUAUUCUUUCUCUUCAAAACUAUUUCUUCUCUCUCUUUCUUUUUCUCUCUCUCUCUCUCUCUCUCUGUACUCUACUCUCUUUUACAGUUUCAAUUUCACCCCAUUCAUUACUUUUUUUUUACGUCCCAUCCCUUCCCACUUUCUCUCUUCUCCAUUCUCCAUUCCAAAACCUCCUUCCUCUUCAUCCGCAGCACCAAAACCCCAAAAAGGCAAAAAAGAAGAAAGGAAACGUCAAUACCAUCGCACCAGAAAUCCCUAAGGGGAUUGAGAGAGAAAGAGUCAGUUAGAGAGAGAGAGAAAGUGAGGUGGAAGUUUGAAAGAGGGAGAGGAGAGGUGAGGAUUAUGGGCGGUUGAGAUAGAAAGCUGUAGAGACAAUUGGUGGGGGAUAGAGUUGGAAGGUAAAUAGAAGAAAUGAUGGAUGAAGGUGGCGGUGGCGGUGGCGGUGGCGGUGGCGGUGGCGGCAGCGCAGGCCCCGGCGAGGGCUCCGGCACUGGCAGCGUAGCGGAAUCAUCCUCCCCUGCUCCGCCGAGCCGCUAUGAGUCGCAAAAGCGGCGGGACUGGAAUACCUUCCUCCAAUACCUCAAGAACCACAAGCCCCCACUUUCUCUCUCUAGAUGCAGCGGCGCCCACGUGAUAGAGUUUCUCAAAUACCUCGACCAGUUUGGGAAAACAAAGGUCCAUCUCGUUGGGUGCCCCUACUUCGGGCACCCGAGCCCGCCGAACCCAUGUGCUUGCCCGCUGAAGCAGGCCUGGGGCAGCCUUGAUGCGCUGAUCGGGCGGCUGCGGGCCGCGUACGAGGAGAACGGGGGGCGGCCCGACGCCAACCCUUUCGGAGCACGGGCAGUGAGGAUUUAUUUGAGGGAGGUGCGGGAGUCGCAGGCCAAGGCGAGGGGCAUUCCUUAUGAGAAGAAGAAGCGAAAGAGGCCUCCGCCACCUGCCGACCAGGGAGCAGCCUCGGGUGAGCCUAAUUCCGCAGGCGGCGCCAGUAGUGGUGGCUCGGUGCCUCCGGCUACAGCUGCCAUUCGCCUUCCACCACGAAGACCUCCCGAUGAUUGGUGAUUGGUUGCCGUUUUUGAUUUGUUGAGGGUUUUCAUUGGAUCGAGACUUUUGGAGUUUCUCUUGGGGACGGAUGCGAUUUGCUCAUCGGCAUCUCUACUCUCUUUAACUCCGUUUCUCUGUCUUCGAGUUUACUGAAUUAUACCCCGAUAAUAUACUUUCUCUCUCUAGAAAGUUUACAUUGUAGAUUUGUGCAUGGCGGGGAGUGAGUUGAUUAUGUAAAUGAGAUAUACGUCUCCUUGUGGGUGUUCCUUUCUUGCAUGAUCUUGGACAUUUCUCCAUUUGUAUGGCAGGAGCAAUUAUUUUAGUGGAAUGGUGAAUCCUAACCAGGCGAAUCGGGCAGUUUCUCUCUCUACAA
Amborella trichopoda is the source of this 1610-nucleotide messenger RNA. Lineage: Eukaryota; Viridiplantae; Streptophyta; Magnoliopsida; Amborellales; Amborellaceae. The record is from RefSeq and is a predicted model, not a curated record.